AUGAAUUUAAGCGACUAUUUUGUGGACAAUGAGGACGACAUUGUCAUCAGUGGAAUAUCGGGACGCUUUCCAGAGUCGGACACAAUCGACGAAUUGAGAGACAAUUUGUUUGCCAACAAAGAUCUCGUCACUGAAGAUGAGCGGCGAUGGCCGCGGGGUUUGUAUGGAUUGCCGACGCGAAGCGGAAAAUUGAAAUCGUUGAACAAAUUUGACGCCCAGUUCUUUGGUUUAAGUGGUAAACAGGCCGACCAUAUGGACCCGCAGGGAAGGCUGUUAUUGGAGGUCACACACGAGGCUAUUGUGGACUCAGGCUACAAUCCGGGAGCACUUCGGGGCACAAACACCGGAGUAUUUAUCGGCGCCUCCCUCGCAGAGACCGGUGAGAGUCUGACGAGUGAUCCGACAAAGAUUUCUGGUCAGGACUUCAUAGGAACCAAACGCCAUAUGCUGUCCAAUCGAGUGUCCUAUACCUUUGACCUGAGGGGACCCUCUGUGUCUGUGGACAGCUCCUGUAGCUCAUCGCUAGUGGCCCUGCAGUUGGCCUACUCUGGAAUGCGGGCCAAUGAGUUUGAAAUGGCGAUUGUGGNCCGGUCACAGAAAACAUGGUCUUCGAGGACAGUGUGGUUGCCGUCAACUCGUUUGGUUUUGGCGGCACUAAUGUUCAGGUUUUACUGCGACCGAACCACAAAUCGACUGCAAAUGCUGUUCACGACUCGAGAGAGCGUUGACUUUGUUUUGAAUUUCAUUCGCGACCACAAAGACAGGGUUUCCGACGACUUUCUCACGCUUCUCAAUGACGUCACCGCUGGUCACGAGUCCAAUGCCAGCGGUUUCAAAGGCUAUGCCAUCCGCGAUGUGUCCAUCAAUGGCUUCGUGGAAAAGGAGAGAAAUGUCACGAAAUCAGACGUUCGGCGUCCACUUUGGUUCAUAUUAUCGGGAAUGGGAACUCAAUGGACAGGAAUGGCCAAAGGAUUGAUGGGAAUUGAGAUCUUCAACCGAUCCGUUCGGAACUCGGCUGAGAUUCUGAAGCCCUUUGACAUCGAUCUCUUGCAACUAAUCCUCAGCGACAGUGACGAGUCUUUAAUGUCACUUCUGGGGUCGUCUUUGGGCACAGCGGCCGUCCAAAUAGCACUGAUAGACAUUCUGAGAGCACUGGACCUGAAAGCCGACGGAUUCAUAGGAAACUCUUUGGGAGAACUAUUAUGCGGUUAUAUUGACGAAGCGCUGGACGUCCGGGAAGUGUUGUUAUUCACGUACUGGAGGGCCAAAUGCAUAGAACAGGCAAAACUGCCCCGGGGUCUGAUGGCUGCCGUCGGGUUGUCCUGGGAUGAGGCCACUCGCAGAUGUCCAGCGGGUGUAGUGCCCGCCUGUCAUAACGCUCCCGAUUCGGUGACCAUUUCAGGUGUAUAUGAAGUUGUGGACAGUUUUCUGUCGGAACUAAAGAAAGAGAAUGUGAUGACAAAAAGGGUGAACAGCAAUGACAUCGCUCUCCACAGCUCGCAAAUGAAGACAAUAGCACCGGAUUUGCUGAAGAAGUUAAAGUCUGUGAGCACUUCUCGGCGUCUAAGAAGUCAUAAAUGGAUCAGUACUUCAGUGCCGGCCAGCAAUUGGUCGACACCCGAGAGUCAGUACUCAAGCGCCGAGUAUUACGUCAAUAACCUGACGGCGCCGGUACUGUUGCAGGAGGCGCUCCAAUAUAUUCCCAGCAAUGCUGUUGUAGUCGAAGUGUCUCCGCAUUCACUGCUGAAGAAUGUGGUCAAACACAGUGUGACCGGUAGUUAUGUCGGUCUUAUGAAACGCAAGAACGCCGACAGUUUACACCAUUUACUCACCUCUUUGGGCCAACUCUUCACUUUAGGUCAAAACCCCAGAAUCGAGAACUUGUAUCCAAAGAUCUCUUAUCCUGUCAAAAGAGGGACACAAUCG
Molecule: messenger RNA, 1926 nt
Organism: Oppiella nova
Lineage: Eukaryota; Metazoa; Arthropoda; Arachnida; Sarcoptiformes; Oppiidae
Source: the annotation of a GenBank genome assembly